Carassius carassius (crucian carp) is the source of this 1838-nucleotide messenger RNA. RefSeq names its product carboxypeptidase M-like. Gene Ontology annotation, cellular component: cell surface. Gene Ontology annotation, biological process: proteolysis. The record is from RefSeq and is a predicted model, not a curated record. The transcript has 9 exons. Bases 244 to 1575 code for a protein of 443 amino acids. Lineage: Eukaryota; Metazoa; Chordata; Actinopteri; Cypriniformes; Cyprinidae. Gene Ontology annotation, molecular function: metallocarboxypeptidase activity; zinc ion binding.
GCACCAAACACACGUGAGGCUGGACUGGAGUCAGUUGAACUUACCGCGGUAUGGAACAAGAUACCUUCAUUUCAUCAAUGACACGGGCAGGACGACGACACCUCAACUUUCUUAACGUGUUAUGAGAUCAUAUAAUGACAAAAGAGUAACUAAACUAACAGGACAAGGUCUAAAACAGUGUCGGAGAAGCGCCAGAGAACGCACAAGAGGCUUCCACACUCUUCCAUUGUGUUGGCUCAAAGGAUGUUCGUCUUCAUGCUCUGCCUGUGGUUUUGGUUCUGGCUGUCAUCCAUUCACGGUUUGGAGUUUCGCUAUCAUAACAGCGUGGAAAUGGAGCAGUACUUGAAAGACAUCAACAAGACGUUUCCAGAUAUCACGCAUCUACACAGUAUCGGCCAGUCCGUCGAAGGAAGAGAACUCUGGGUCUUAAUACUGGGUCAACAUCCCAGAGAACACAGAACUGGCAUCCCGGAAUUCAAAUAUGUGGGCAAUAUGCACGGAAACGAGGCUGUGAGCCGUGUGUUACUGCUUCAGUUGAUUGAUUAUCUGACCAGCCGUUACCGAAGUGAUCCAUUGGUGACACGAUUGUUGAACAGCAGUCGUGUGCACAUCCUGCCAUCCAUGAACCCAGACGGCUUUGAGUCAUCUGCCCGGGAUUGCAUUUAUACAGUAGGCCGGUAUAAUAAGAACGGGGUGGACCUGAAUCGUAAUUUUCCGGACGCAUUCGCGGGUAAUACCGAGCAUGAAAGGGAGAAGGAGGUCAGGGCCAUGAUGGACUGGCUAAAGACAGAAAGUUUUGUCCUCUCGGCCAAUCUACACGGAGGAGCAGUGGUGGCCAGCUAUCCCUACGACAACAGCAAUGGAGGAAGCGAGCUUCAGGAAGGUUACAGCAUCUCCCCCGACGACGAUGUGUUUGUCCAACUGGCAAAGACCUACUCCUACAGCCACAGUGAAAUGCACAACGGAAAUGGCUGUUAUGGUUCGCAAGACUUCACCAACGGCAUCACUAACGGAUAUUACUGGUAUCCUCUACAAGGUGGAAUGCAAGACUAUAACUAUGUGUGGGCACAGUGUUUAGAGCUCACACUGGAAAUCUCUUGCUGCAAAUUUCCUCCAGAGGCACAGCUUCCCGGCCUAUGGGAGGCCAACAAACCUGCACUACUGGCUUACAUACAGCAAGUACACCUAGGGGUGAAAGGAGUAGUGAUGGACUCGUACGGGAUGCCUGCCGGAAAUGCUGUAGUGGAGGUAGCGGGGAGAAGAAACCUUUGUCCAUUCAGGACGGAUCAUAACGGGGAAUACUACAGACUUUUGCUGCCCGGCAACUACACCAUCAAAGUGACGUACACAGGACACAAGACCCUCACGCAGACCAUUCAAGUGCCGUAUGGUCCAGACACAUUCUCCGCCCUCACACAAAACUUCUUUCUUCAAAAGAGUGACUACAGCUCAAAAGCAACACAACUACCCCUGUCCUGCACCACCGCCAACCUGGGAAUCCCACAGAGCGACAGUGCCACCCUGCUGCCCAGUGUGUUCACUACACUUACCUUAUUACUCCUCCUGCUGUCCUGAGGGAGAAGACUCUUGAUCAUCAGGGACAUGCUCAUUUUAUAUUUUCAUUCAAAAAUUAUUUUAAUCUUUUGUACAAAAUCAUAAUAUAUAUACACAAUUAGUUUCAACAUUGGGAGCAUUUCAAGAAUAUCCGCAACCCACUGAGGUCGUGAUGAGUCUUUAGAGCGGUUACCAAUUUUUUGACCAAAAACCUCAACUGCAUUACAUUUUUAAACUCCCUAUGUUUCACUUAUAAUUGUCUAAUUUUUAAAUAUGCCUACAUG